UCUCAUCUAACCUUUCAAAAGCAGAACACAAGUAAGGAACAGAGAGAAAAAACAAAAAUGGAUCGAACAAAGUCUCUGUUAGCUGUUUGGACAAUACUUCAACUCCUUGUCUUAACCGUGAACGGCCAAUCAACUUGUGAAAGCCAUAGGUUCGCCAAUAACCUCGAUUUCACUCAGUGCUCUCCCCUCCAAGCCCUUGGCUCGUUCCUUCACUGGACAUACAACGAGCAAAACGGCACCGUUUCAAUCGCCUUUCGCCACCCUGGAACCUCUUCUUCUUCUUGGAUUGCUUGGGGUCUUAACCCAGGUGGGACUCAGAUGUUGGGGACACAAGCUCUCGUCGCCUACACCAAUUCUAGUGGCCAAUUCCAAGCCUACACAUCUCCGAUUAAUGGUUACAGCUCGAUCCAGCGCGGAAGCCUCAGUUUCCCCGUGAGCCGCAUCUCAGCGACGUUGGUUAAUGGCGAGGCUACGAUUUUUGCGACUCUUGAGUUGCCGCCAAAUUUGAUCACAACUAACCAGGUUUGGCAAAUGGGUCCUCUCUCCAAUAGUGUUCCUCAGGGUCAUCCAAUGACGGGAGAUAAUAUGAGAUCGACCGGUAGGAUCGAUUUCCGGUCAGGACAGUCAUCGGCUAGUGGUGGUUCCGGUGACAGGAUGAGGAAGAGAAAUACACACGGAAUACUAAAUGCGGUUAGUUGGGGAGUGCUAAUGCCAAUGGGAGCAAUGAUGGCUCGGUACAUGAAAGUCUUCACCGACCCGACUUGGUUCUAUCUCCACAUAGCCUUCCAAGUCUCCGGUUACGUUAUUGGUGUCGCCGGUUGGGCCACGGGAAUCAAGCUUGGCAACGACUCACCAGGCACAUCUUACUCAACCCAUCGCAACCUUGGAAUUGCACUCUUCACAUUUGCCACCCUACAAGUAUUUGCUCUGCUUCUUAGGCCAAAGCCAGACCACAAGUAUCGAUUCUACUGGAACGUGUACCAUCACACAGUGGGAUACACAACCAUCAUCCUCUCUAUUAUCAACAUAUUUAAAGGAUUUGACAUUUUGGACCCGGCUGAUAAAUGGCGUUGGGCUUACAUUGGCAUCCUCAUCUUUCUUGGUGCCUGCGUUGUGAUUCUUGAACCACUCACUUGGUUUAUUGUUCUUCGACGUAAGAGACGUGGAGGUAAUUCAGUUGCUGCACCAAUUGCGAACAAGUACUCUAAUGGCGUCAAUGGUACCACCACCGGACCACAUCACCAGGACGCCUAGUUUCACAUUUUGUUCUACAUUUGUUCUUGUUUUGUUCUACUUCUACGCAGUUUUGGUUUCUUUUCAGUUUAAUAUAUUUUUAGGCUUAUGUAUGUAUGUAUGUAUGUAUGUAUGUAUGUAUGUAUGUAUGUAUGUAUGUAUACGAUUUUAUUCAUUGUGUUAUAGAUAUAUCGAUUUAUGGAGUCA
This is a messenger RNA of Eutrema salsugineum, 1440 nucleotides long. RefSeq names its product cytochrome b561 and DOMON domain-containing protein At5g35735. The record is from RefSeq and is a predicted model, not a curated record. NCBI's taxonomy places the organism in Eukaryota, Viridiplantae, Streptophyta, Magnoliopsida, Brassicales, Brassicaceae. Bases 58 to 1254 code for a protein of 398 amino acids. The transcript has 2 exons.